GACUAAUCUUAUAGGUCAAAACUUUGAAUUCGGACUUGCCUAUAGGCUGAUGGACUUGUCACAUUUGAACUAAUUUCUUCCGUAUCGGAAACUGAAGACGCAAGACAAGACAAUCUUUAACAAUUGGCAAAGUUGAUGUUGGAGUUUACAAAGGCAUUGAAAAGACAUAUGAAGCUCCUGUCCCCUGCCCACAGGAGCCCCAGAUGAACAUGGAGAGCCUGAGCAAGCCAGAGCUGCUGAUGCUCUUCAGUGUCCUGGAGGGAGAGCUGGAGGCUCGUGACCUGGUCAUCGAGGCCCUCAGGGCCCAGUGCAGAGACACAUAUGUGGAGAAGCGCUAUGGGAAGUACAACCUGAGCGACCCGUUCCUGGCUCUGCAGAGGGACAGUGAGGCGUUGGGGGGGCAGAGCCCUGGGGUCCACCAGGCUUCAGCCUGCUCUAGCCCCCUGGCUGUGCUCAAACAGGUGGUCACCCACUGCAGGAGGAUGCAGGAGAAGAUGCUCGCCCAGCUAGCUGCAGCCGAGAGCAGUCACAAGAGGGUCAUUGCAGAUCUGGAGGAGGAGAGGAGAAGGCAUGCAGAGGACACCGCUGAGGGCGAUGAUGUCACUUGCAUCCUGGAAAAGGAGAGGGAACGCCUCUUGCAACAGCUGGAGUUUGAGCGGGGCCAGGUGCGUCGUCUGGAGAAGGAACAGAAGAGGGUCCUGGAGCAGCUGGAGGAGGAGCGGGUGCAGCACAAGCAGCUCUCCUCUGCCCUGGCCAAGGAGUGCAAGUGGGCCAGCCAGCGGGCCCUGGAGGUGGACCACCGCCUGGCUGAGGCAAACCGUAGGCUGGAGAAGGAGCAGGGGGAGAUCUUGGCCCUGAGGGCUGACCUACAGAAGGAGAGUAGGAGGGCCCUGCAGAUGGAGGCCAGGGUGGAGGAGCGGCUGGCUGAGUUUGACACGGAGAAGGAGCAGCUCCGCUCUCGGCUCAAGAGGGAGGAGGCCCAGUGCUGCCUGCUGCAGGAGCAGGUGGAGGCGCUGAGGAGAGAGCUUCAGGUAGAGAGGGGAGCUGAGGAGGAGGAUGAGAGGAGAGACUCUCCUGUGGAUAUCAGUGGAGGGUCACCACUACUACGACCAACACCACACUCCAGCCAGGAAGAGGGGGGUGAAGAACCUAAAGUCAACGGUCACGACUGCCUCAGGGAGGACGCCCUUCCACACAGACUGGGCCUGGACAACCGGAGUGAGAACAGCAGCCCUGUCCUGCUGUCCCCUGCCCUCCUGAACCAGAGCCUGUCCCCCUGCAGCACGGGGUCCUCCUCCCUCACCUCCUCCCCGUGCUCCUCUCCUCAGCUGGCCAAACAGCUGCCCCUGGCCACCAGUCCCAGCUACCAGUCCUCCUACCAGGCAGGCAUCAACCAGCGCUUCCACGCUGCUCGCCACAAGUUCCAGGGCCACACUGAUCCAGAGCCACAGCAGGAUGGAAGAGGAGGUGGCAGCCUACCCCACUCCCCUAGAGACCUGUCCCCGUCCCCUGAGUGCAUCCCCGUCCCUGUCCCCAGCCCGGCCAAACAUCUGGCCCGCAGCACUGUCACCCACGUCCUGUCCCGCUUCACAGUCCAGCAGGGGGCCAAACCUCCGCCACCCAACAGCUCUCCCUUCGGCACUGACUACCGUAACCUGGCCCUGACCCCCUCCUCCCCGGUCAUCCCCAGGGCCUCUGGUGCUGCUCUGCCUCUGGGGGUCUGCUCCCCAACCAUCCCCCGUGCAGACAGGGGCAACCCGCCCCCCAUCCCCUCUAAGAAGCCUGGCCUGGCCCAGUCUCCAGCGCCAUCCAUCCCUGGUACCAGAGCCAGCCACUUUCCUGAGCUGUCAGGAAGUUGUGGUCUCACCAGCGGCCAGGAGAAUGUUAAAGAGCUGGACAUGGUGGUUUCCUCCGUCAGUUAGCCUAGCCUCCUACUGAGUGCUACUAGCGCUGUGUUCUUUUAUACCGCUCACACGUUCGUGUGCUGAGGCACGCUGCAAAACACUGUCAAGUUAACUGUAUUUAUUUUAUUUUUGACAUGCAUUCUGCUUCAUUCUUCUUGUAGCACAAUAUAUGUAUUUGUAUUUAUGCAUUUUGGGUUUGUUGAUAAUAUAAUAUAAGGAGAAUAAGCAGUAAUGAAGAGUAAUGGGCCAACAUGCAUGUUAGUUGCUGGGUACUUUUCAAAAGUUUGCUAAGAAAAGCAUGUAAUGUCAUGGGACAAUCAAAUGUCGCUACUUAUAAUGCGGCUUUUGAAUUUGAGCUUGGAAAUAAGCAUUUCUCUAAAUCAAGAUUGGGAUUUAGCCUAAUACUGAACAAAAUAAGAGAGCUUAUCUUAAACUGCAGAGUUUAAUACUGAACCAAGGCCGCUUGCAAACACAUUAGUAUAAUGUUAUAUUUCCUAAAAUGGCACAUGAUUAUAACAUUCCAUAUCUUCAAGGCUUAAUAAGUUGGCAGUAUUCUGUGUAUAUGCAGUAUUCUGUGUAUGUGCAGAAUUCUGUGUAUAUGCAGUAUUAUUAAUACUACUAUGUAUUAUGUGUAGUGUAACUACUAUGAAAAUAUAUUAUAUUUGCUCUCAUACCAAUCGUUUGGUCAAACAUUUAGAAUGUAUAUUUUUACAUGAGCACAAUAUAUCUCUUUUACACCAUUGGUUUGUCAUAUACAGUUGAAGUCGGAAGUUUACAUACACUUAGGUUGGAGUCAUUCAAACUUGUUUUUCAACCACUCCACAAAUUUCUUGUUAACAAACUAUAGUUUUGGCA
Messenger RNA from Oncorhynchus tshawytscha (Chinook salmon), 2759 nucleotides. RefSeq names its product CTTNBP2 N-terminal-like protein. The record is from RefSeq and is a predicted model, not a curated record. The transcript has 5 exons. NCBI's taxonomy places the organism in Eukaryota, Metazoa, Chordata, Actinopteri, Salmoniformes, Salmonidae. The coding region runs from base 204 to 1922 and encodes 572 amino acids.